Molecule: messenger RNA, 1023 nt
Organism: Medioppia subpectinata
Lineage: Eukaryota; Metazoa; Arthropoda; Arachnida; Sarcoptiformes; Oppiidae
Source: the annotation of a GenBank genome assembly
AUGGCUACCGGAGGUCCGAUUACUGAUAUAGUUAGUGAUGGUGAAAAUCCUACCGACAAUAAUAUACCCCGAGUAAUUGAUCAGUCAAUAUUGGCUCAGUUGACUGAUGAGAACAAAAUUGGCAAGGGCACUUAUGCUAUUGUUUAUAAGAUCAAGGUAGACUCAAACGAAUACGCCUUUAAAAUAGCAAGGGCUACAAUCAGCCGGUUUGCCGACUCUCCGGAACCGGUAAAACUGAGUGCCGAUGAAAAUAAAGAGAAAGAGGCUCGCAUUGUGCAGCAGAUGCUGGCACUGCAGACCCUCCAUAAGUUGGACAAUAAAAACUUGGUUAAAUGCGUAAAAUCAUGGCUGACCGAGGCGAACAUGUGCAUUCAGAUGGAGCUGUGCCAGUGCACUUUGCCACCACUGUUGGCCAGCAAACUGACCCUGUUCGGUCGGGUCAACCAUAUGGCGCCCCGCAAUACCUACCCGUACAGCGAGAUCUGUGACCUUGAGUAUUUCAUUUGCGCCCAUAUGUGUGAGGAAAUUGUGCGAGGGCUAAAUUAUUUGCACAGUCAGAGUCCACCCAUAUUUCACCGUGAUAUAAAGCACGCCAAUAUGUACAUGGCCAUUUUGCCUGAUGGUGAGGCUGUGUUAAAGGUUGGCGACUAUGCCUUAGCGCCGUUGCAAGAGUGCACCGCACAGACCAAUACCAAAGGUGUGGGCAUUUAUACUUACUUAGCGCCUGAGAUUUGUACGCCCCCUGGGGUUACAGCCAAGUAUACACCGCCGUCCGAUUUGUACAGUAUGGGUAUGAUUAUACCUGAACUGUUUAAUUUUAACUAUACCAUAAAGCAAGAGAGCAAACGUAUGGAGUAUUUACAGGACACAAUGGUUGGCCUGAUUGAGACCAAAAUGCCAAAUAGGACCAAGAUGAAUGUAUUACUAAAACAAAUCGAGGGCUUUUUCAAACUGGUGGACACGCAGACAAUUUUGUCACAAUAUGCUGAAUAUAACGACCGACUUAUGGCGACUGGAAAUGAA